This is a messenger RNA of Colletotrichum destructivum, 1665 nucleotides long. RefSeq names its product Putative carboxylesterase, type B, carboxylesterase type B, alpha/Beta hydrolase. The transcript has 5 exons. The record is from RefSeq and is a predicted model, not a curated record. NCBI's taxonomy places the organism in Eukaryota, Fungi, Ascomycota, Sordariomycetes, Glomerellales, Glomerellaceae. The coding region runs from base 1 to 1665 and encodes 554 amino acids.
AUGAAGUUGAGCCAUUCCUCUCUGUUGAUAGCGGUCUCCGCGGCCGUGGCCCAGACCACUACCCCGGGCCCAACAGCAACGUCUGGUUCCAGCACCCUCCCGUCCGUGACCCUCGACUACUGUACCGUCGUCGCCACCGCCGGUAAUGACUCCGUCGGCUACUACAAGUACCAGAACAUCCGGUUCGCCGCCGUCCCCACCGGCGACCUCCGAUGGGCCAAGCCCCAGCCGCCGCCUGUCGAGACGGAGAUCAACACCGGCGGUCUGGCCUCGGCUGACGUCGCCUGUAGCUCCAAUGAGGACUGCUUGUACGUAGACGUCUGGACGCCCGCCAACGCCGAGGGCAAGAAUCUGCCGGUGAUGGUCUGGACUUACGGCGGCGGCUUCACCGGCGGCAGCAAGUCGGAGAACACGCCCGAGGGCCUCUUCGACCUGUCGACGGACUUCGUUUUCGUGGCGUACAACUACCGCCUCGGCAUGACCGGUCUCGCCAACGGCCCGACCUUCCUGCACGAGGGCGGCACGUCCAACACUGCUAUCUGGGAUGUUUCGGCGGCCUUCGAGUGGACCAAGAAGUACAUCGGCAGCUUCGGCGGCGACCCCGACCAGAUCACGGCUGUCGGUUUCUCGGCCGGUGCAUCUCAGACUCUGUUCCAAAUGACUCGCUUUGCUGGCCAUGCUGAGCAGCUCUACCACCGCGCCUAUGUCAUGUCUCCCGGCUUCGUCCCUGGAGCUGGCCAUCAGCACGCCGAGGCGUUCUGGCUGAACGUUUCCUCUGAAGCUGGUUGCCCUGGUGGAAGCCUCGAAUGUAUGCGCGGCAUCGACUUUGACACUCUCAACACCGCCGCCACCACCAUCGUGGACACCUACGACUACCAAUUCCAGCCCCGUGUUGACGGCGACAUCAUCGCCGACACCUACGAGGCCCAGUUAUACCAGGGCCGUUUCAACUUCACCGGCCCCGUCGUCGCCACGCACGAGCAGCACGAGGCCAACGGCCAGGCCUACACCGGCGUUAACACGACCGAGGACGUCGCCGCCUACCUCCGCAUCUUCUUCCCCGCCAUCGAGGACAGCGUCGUCGACGAGAUCCUGGCUCUAUACCACGAGGACGACUAUACCUCUCCCGGCCUGCGCUUCUCCGAUAUGAAGCAGCACUUUGACCUCACGGCCCAUAACCUUGCUCUCACCCAUGCCAUGGACAACCAGACCUGGAACGGCAUGGUUGCUCUUGACUCCGCCACGCACGGCACUGACCAAAGCUAUUACUGGUACAGCACUUAUUCGCUGUCCAGCUCUUCGUCCAGCGACAGCACCGGGUCCGCCACCUCCAACACGACUGCCUCGAACUCCACGACUACCUCCACAGCCGCCUCUUCUUCCUCCUCUUCGAGCGCUGGCGGACCCCCGUCAGGCGGCGGUGGCGGGCCCGGUGGCUCCAGCUCCGUCAACGCUACGAUUGCUAUUAUGAUGCAGAAGUAUUUGCUGUCUUUCGUCCUGACGGGGAACCCCAACACCCUCUGGCCCGAGGACAAACUCGAGUGGCCCCAGUACAACUCGUCGACUGCCGGCACUCAAAUCGUCUUCAACACUACCUUCUACCUUGACAACGAUGACCUGGCCAACGACCAGGCCAAGUUCUGGAACAAAGCGCUGUGGUACUGA